GCACUUAAAAGGGUGAGUUUCAACUGUUUACUCCCUCACUCACCACAUAUUUAAAAUAUCGACUUGAGUUUUUGAAUUGUUGGAGAAUGACAGACGAUAUAAAGAAGUACAAGUAUGAGGAAAUCUCAAACAAAGUGCUCCGUACUGAUAAGCGACUCUUGGAUACUGGUUCUUUUGCUGAUUCAGCAGACACUAAUCCACAUUCGAUAAAGGGAAGAGUGACUGCUCAAGACUUUGGCUCCAAUAUAAAAGAUUCUAAAGUGCGAAGAGACUCCGAGGAGCAAGAAGAGAUUGUGAAGUAUGUUGAGAGCUCCAAUAAAAGCGCAAAAACAACUCGAGACAGGCAACGAAAAAGGCUUAGAAGCAAGACGGCUUCGUUGUUAGAAACAGAUAUUAUUGACACGGUAAACUAUGUUCCAACAACUGAAUCAAAUGUUCUAGUGUACAAUCAGAUUGUCGAAUGGUGCAGUAAGAAACUUGACAACGAUUUACCAGAUGAUAUUGUAAACUCGUUAGCAGACAUAGUCAUCGAAAUUUUGAAGUCUGGUGACCCAAACUCGCUAGUCAAGAAACAGCAAAUAUUGCAUAUUCUUAAGCAAGAAGUGUCUGACGAAGAUUUUUUAAAAUUGUACUCUUUGGUCAAUAGCUUAUCCGAUUAUGAUCAAAAGCCCAGAAAUGGAGGUGAUACGGAUGGAGACGGUUUGGGAAUAUUAAUAGACUCUGAUGAUGAUGAAAAUGGCGACGAUGAUGACGAUCAUGAUGAUCAUGACGGAGAGAGAGAAGACGAUGACGAUGACGAUAAUGACCAUGAAGAUAGGGAAAAUUGGGAAAGAGACCAGAAUGAACAUGAGCUACUCAAUGCGGAUGUUGAAGACCCUGAGUCUGUGGUAAAAUUAGUGAAUAACAAAACCAGUGCUGAACAAUUAGAUUAUAAAUCGAUAGACAAGUAUUGGCUCAAUCGACAAUUGUCAAAAUACGAGACUCAGAUAGACUCCUAUAAAUAUGCCGACAUUUCAAAACAUAUCUACGAACAACUAGAUUUACUGAUAGCUGGGAAAAUUGACUUGCGGGUUUUUGAACGUGAGAUCAUAUCUAUUCCUGAUUUUGAAGUGAAUGAUUUCCUGCACACUCUUCUACAUAAUUAUAAAAAAAUUUACUAUGCAAUAAAGCUCUCCAGGACAGAUGAUGAAAAUGAGAAGGCCAAUUUGGAAUCUAUACUAGCAUCCUUGAAUACAACAAGUACAAGAAAACGAUUGCUUGAUUCUGGUAGCUCACAAAACUUUUUGAAACGCCAGAAAGUCAUCAAAUCGGACAUUACUUCUUCAGAAGCCUUGAGUGAGUAUCCAAGAAACAUAGAUAUAAACAACUUGGUUUUCACGCAAGGGUCGAAGCUAAUGACGGUGUCCAAAUUUGAGUUGCCAAAAGGAUCAUUCAAAAGAACUAGAAAAAGUUGGGAAGAGAUUCAUAUACCGGCUCCGGAAAAAGCAAAGCAAUCACCAGAUGAGGUACUUGUUCCGAUAUCAGACUUGCCAGAAUGGAGUCAAUCUGUGUUUCCUUCUGGAGAAAUGCUAACCUUGAAUCGAAUACAAUCAAAAGUUUACCCGAGCGCUUUCAAAAGCGACUGUAAUAUAUUGAUGUGCGCACCGACAGGUGCAGGUAAGACGAAUGUUGCAAUUUUAACUGUGUUGAGAACAUUGUCGAAUUUUAGAAAUACGAGUGGAAAAUUUCAGCUACAAAACUUCAAAGUCGUUUAUAUUGCACCUUUGAAAGCAUUGGUUCAAGAGCAAGUCAGGGAGUUUGACCGAAGAUUAUCUCAUCUUGGUUUAACUGUCAAUGAAUUAACAGGUGAUUCUAAUUUGACUAAGCAUCAAAUAGAGUCGACUCAAAUCCUCGUCACGACUCCUGAGAAAUGGGACGUCAUAACCAGAAAAAAUAAUGAUGCUUCAUAUAUCAAUUUGGUUCGUUUGAUCAUCAUCGAUGAAAUCCAUUUACUUCAUGAUGAAAGAGGACCCGUAUUGGAAAGCAUUGUUGCUAGAACUAUCAAAAAUAUGGAUGAAAACCUUGAAAAUAGAGUCAGGUUUGUAGGAUUAUCUGCAACCUUACCGAAUUACAGAGAUGUUGCUCAAUUCUUGAGAGUUGAAAAGGACGGUUUAUUUUACUUUGAUGCCUCUUACAGACCUUGUCCUCUUGCACAGCAGUUUAUUGGUAUCACUGAAAAGAAAGCAUUCAAGAAAUACGAGGCAAUGAACGAAGUUUGUUAUGAAAAAAUUAUUGAAAAUUUAUCCGAAGAUAAUCAGGUUAUUAUAUUUGUCCAUUCUAGAAAAGAGACAGCAAAAACUGCAAAGUGGCUAGCAAACAAAUUGAUAGAAGAAGAAAACCUGACCAGUUCAAUGAAGUUUUCAAGUGGUGUCAAAGAAAUAUUGAAGAUUGAAGCUGAAAAUGCUUCUAAUAAAGGUCUCAAGUCUGUUUUGGGUUCAGGGAUAGGAGUUCAUCAUGCUGGUAUGAAUAGAGAUGAUAGGAAAACUGCAGAAGAUCUAUUUGCCGAGGGGCAUAUUAAGGUUUUGGUUUCUACUGCCACUUUAGCUUGGGGUGUCAAUCUACCUGCUCACACUGUUAUCAUAAAAGGAACAAGUGUAUAUUCACCGGAAAAAGGAACAUGGGUAGAUCUAUCGCCCCAAGAUAUUCUCCAGAUGCUUGGUAGAGCCGGUCGUCCAAGGUAUGAUACUCAUGGUGACGGUAUUAUUAUUACUUCCCAGGAUCAAAUUAAAUAUUAUUUAGCAAUUUUAAACCAGCAGCUUCCAAUUGAGUCUCAAAUGUAUUCCAAGCUCACUGAUAGCAUUAAUGCAGAAAUUGUGGCUGGGUCAAUCAGAUCAUUAAAAGACUGUAUUUCUUGGAUGGGAUAUACAUAUCUUUAUGUACGUAUGCUUCAUUCUAGAGAUAUUUAUUAUGUGGGACCAUCAUAUGACAAUGAUCCUGAGCUUAUUGAAAGGAGAAAAGAUCUUGGGUAUUCAGCUCUUCUCAUUCUUGCUAAAAAUGGUCUGAUAAAAUACAAUUUCUCAAAAGACUUGAUCUUGCCUACUAGCCUGGGUAGGAUAGCAUCCUAUUACUACAUCAGCUAUAGAAACAUGAGAAACUUUGAAGACCAAAUCAAACCACAUUUUUCGGAGAUUGAAUUAUUUAGGCUUUUUGCAAGUUCUGAAGAAUUCAAGUAUGUGCCUGUGAGAAGGGAGGAAAAGGCUGAGUUGCAAAAACUUGUGGAAAAAGCACCUAUACCAAUUAAUGAAGAUGUGGAAGAUCCUUCAUCUAAAAUCAAUGUCUUAUUGCAGGCUUAUAUUUCUGGCUUAAACUUAGACGGUUUUGCCUUGAUGGCGGAUAUGAUAUUUAUAUCACAAUCAGCAGGUAGGCUAUUUCGUGCUUUGUUAGAAUUAGCCUUGAGAAAGGGUUGGGCCAAACUUUCAAGAACAUUAUUGAGCGUGUGUAAAAUGGUGGAGAAGAAAUUGUGGCUAACGGGUACGCCUUUGAGGCAGUAUCCAGAUGUCCCGUUUGACCUCAUAAACGUGGCUGAAAAAUCUUUGACACCCUGGAAAUACUACCUUGCGUUAACUGAUUCCUCAAUAAUUGUCAGAUCAUUGAGAGCAGAAAAGUUUGGUAACCUGGCUUCAGAAUUAGUGAAAAAAUUUCCUCAGAUUGAAGUUGACUACAACUUACAACCGAUCACUCCUAGUUUGCUACAGGUAGAUCUCAAUAUCACCCCUCAUUGGAAAUGGGACGUUAGUUUACAUGGUUUCACCGAAUCUUUCAUCCUUUUACUUGAAGACUGUGAUGGAGAAAGAAUAUUAUAUGUUGAUAGAUUUGUGGUCCAUAAAGAUUAUAUUAACCAGACCCAUUCUCGGACCUUUACUGUCCCCAUAUUUGAAAUUGAGCAACCAAACUACUUCAUAUCUUUAGUUAGUGAGAAAUGGCUUUUUUGUGAGACAAGAGUUCCUGCUAUUCUAUCUAACAUCACCGUCCCCCAGAAAUUCCCUAUCACGACUCCACUUAUUGAUUGUGCCUUGGUUCCCAUUACGGAACUGGGUAUCAAAGAAUUUGCUUCUGUUUUCCAUUUCGAGUUUUUUAACAAAUUCCAGUCUCAGGUUUUUGAUACAGUUUAUAAUGAUGAAAAGAGUUUGUUGCUCGCCUGUUCAAAAGGUAAUGGUAAGACGACUACAGCUAUUUUAUCAAUCUUGAGACAUUGGAAGAGCAACGGUGGUAGAGCAGUUUACAUUGCUCCCAGUCAAACCUUUGUGGACCUUUUAUUGAAAAAGUGGAAAAAAAAGCUUUCUAAAUUGGCAGGUGGAAAAGUUAUAUCCAAACUUAGCGGAGAUUUAAGUGUGGAUCUUCAAUUGCUAUCCCAGUCGCAUUUGAUUCUAUGCACUCCAGAGCAGAUUGAAACUGUUUCAAGACGUUGGCAGCAAAGGAAGAGUAUACAAGCUAUUGAGCUCAUCAUUGCUGACGAUUGUCACACAAUUGGAUCUGGCCAUCAAGGUACUUUCUACGAAAUUGUUGUAAAUAGAUUCAGAUAUCUUGCCACCAACUUUGAGAAGAAAAUACGGUUUGUUAUGUUGUCCUCAUCUAUUGCAAGCUACAAGGAUUUUGCUGAUUGGGUUGAUAUACCAAAGCAGAAUCUUUUUGUUUUCGAUCCAAGAGAGAGAGUUUUUCCAUUGGAAAUUAAGUUUGAUUAUUUUGAUAUCACUCACAAUCCAUCAUUACUAAAAUGUUUGAUCAAACCAAGCUAUAAAGCUAUCAAUGGUAUGAAUUACCGUAAGGGUGAACAAACAUGCUUAGUUUUUGUUCCAGAGCGAAAAAAUUUAGUUGAUUUCUCUAGAAGCUACAUUCAAAAAUUGGAAAUAGACGGUUUAAGCUGGCUUCAAACUGAUGAAGAAUCUAUUAAUUUGCUUCUGGCCAGUGUUCAAGAUCCGGCACUAAGCACAAGCUUGAAGUUUGGAAUUGGUUACUGCCACGAAAAUAUGGCUGUCGCUGAUCAAAAGAUUGUGCUAAAUUUAUUUGAAGCCGGGGCUUUAAAAUGCUUGUUGGCUACUAAAGAUGCAUCCCGCUGGUGUCCCUUUGCGAAUAUGAUUCUAGUAUUGGGAACUAAGGAGUAUGAUGGAAGAGAGCAUAUGUAUGUUGAUUACAGUAUUGAUGAUAUAUUGGAAAUGGUAAACCUUGCUAGAAUUAAUGAGGAAAACAUUUCCAGAGCAAUUGUUUUCACAAACUCCUCUAAACUGGACUAUUAUAAAAGAUUUGUGGCUUUAUCACUUCCACUUGAGAGCCACUUGAAUAACUUCAUUCAAGAUGCGCUGAUAAGUGACAUCGGCUUGAUAAAAAAUAGACAGUACGCCGUUGACUGGAUCACAUACUCGUUGUUUUAUAGAAGGUUGCAACUGAAUCCAUCUUUCUACAAAUUGAAAGAUAAUUCAGAAGACAGUUUAUCAGAGUAUCUUUCUGAAUUGAUUGAAAAGACUUUGGGUGAGCUUCAGUCAGCCAAGCUCAUAGAGCUAGAUAUUGAUAAUGAGUACAAUGAUGACAAGGAUGAGAGCAUUAAUGAAGAUGAAAAAACAGAAUUAAGGCCGCUCAAUGGAUGUCUUAUUGCCAACUACUACAAUGUCGCAUACCUAACGAUGGAAAUGUUAGGGCAAUUGAAUGAAAAGAUGAGAUUGAAAAAAAUUCUUGAGGUCGUUUGUUUAGCAACUGAGUUUGAAGAUGUUUUAAUCAGAGACGAUGAGAAAACUUUGCUUUUCAAAAUAUACAAUAGCCUUCCACUGAAAUGGUCAUUUGAUGUUGAUUUUGAGUCCGCAGGAUUGAAAGUUUUCAUUCUACUACAAGCACACUUUUCGCGUUUGAAACUAAAACCUGAUCACCUAGCGGAUCUAAGCACAAUAUUACCUAAAGCCACAAAGAUCUUGUACGCUUGCGUAGAUGUUUUAUCAAGUAAAGGGUACCUAAACGCGAUGCUAGCAAUGGACUUGUGUCAAAUGGUAACUCAAGGCUUGUGGAAUAACGAUAAUGGUUUGAAGCAAAUACCAUUUUUUAAUGAUAACAUCAUUGAAAAAUGCAAAGAACAGAAGGUCCACUCAGUUUAUGACAUCAUGGAGCUUGACGAAAAUGUCCGAGAAGACAUCCUGAAAGGCUUGUCGACGACACAAGUGUCAGAAGUUGCAGACUUUGUCAACAAAUAUCCAAACCUGGAGAUAACUUAUCGUUUAGAAGGUGAUGUUUUUGCUGGAGAAAACAAAGAUAUUGAAAUAGAGAUAAGCAGGGAUGAAAGCGUCGAGGAUCUUUCUAUUGUUUCCUCGACGUACCCUACAAAAAAGUUUGAAGGUUGGUGGAUAGUAAUUGGAAACACAGCGAAUAAUGAGUUGUAUUCAAUCAAAAAACUGACCAUUACCAAAGAAAACCAAAAAGUAAGAAUGGAUUUUACAAUUCCUGAAGCAGGUAAGCACAAUGUGUAUAUUUGGUGCGUUUGUGACUCCUAUCUCGAGGCAGACAAACAGGUCGAAAUCAAAGAUCUGACUGUAAAGGAUGUCUGAUUCUAUGUACCAUACUUGUAUAUUAAGGUCGACUGAUGAGGUACUUGAUAAAGAAAAAUAAAUUCAUAUAAAUUUGAG
Molecule: messenger RNA, 6644 nt
Organism: Pichia membranifaciens NRRL Y-2026
Lineage: Eukaryota; Fungi; Ascomycota; Pichiomycetes; Pichiales; Pichiaceae
Exons: 1
Coding region: 87-6566 (2159 amino acids)
Cellular component (GO): nucleus
Molecular function (GO): nucleic acid binding; ATP binding
Source: RefSeq, a predicted model, not a curated record